AUGACAGUCUCGAGGAAAUUUCAAAUCCUUCAAUUACGCCAAUUUCCAAUUAUUAAUUCAAAUAACUCCUCGAUAGAAGAACAAAUUAUUCGUAUAAAUCAAAAAUAUUGUGGAAAACCAAUAUGUAAAUUUUUAUAUGUUUAUUUACAUGGAGAACAAGAAACCAAAGCCAAUCUACAUUUCCGUUCUUUUACUCAACUUUCCGAAGCACUAAAUCGUACUAUGGUUUUAACCAAUGUUGGACAUUCACGUAUAGAAGCUUGUAAACCUUUCACUUUUGAUUUUUAUUAUAAUGUCAAAAAAUUAAAAGAAGAAUUUCCCAAUGUAAAAUUUAUUGAACAAUCGAAAUUUCUUAAUUGGGUAGAAGAGAGGAAUCUUGUUAAUGUUCCACCGGAUGCCGAAAAAAUACCUUUACAACUUACAAUUGAUCAUUAUCAAAUGUUUCUUAAUGGUAAUCAUAAAAAAUCUAUCCUUUAUCAUGAAGUAAACCCAAAUAUACAAUCAUUUAUAGAACAAGGAUGUUUUAAUCUAGUAAAAGGUUUAGAUUUAACAGAUAAGAAAACAUUAGAAAAGAUAACCUUUCAAUAUUUAAAUAUGAGUGGUAAAGAUGUAAAGCGCCCGGAAGCUAGAAAAAAAUUUUCACAAUUUUUGAUAAAAUCAUUUGAUACCGAUUCAGAUAUUAUGUUAAUUAAGCAUAAAAUUGGUGAACCUUUAUUUCCAAAAGUUAUGCCAAUAAUACCAUAUGCAGAUCAUAUAAUAAAAGAAUCAUAUAAGAUUAGAAAAAAAUUACUUCCUAAAUAUAUUGCAAUUCAUUGGCGAAUGGAGCAAGCAAUUCCUGAAUUAUUACCACAAUGUGCAAAAAAUUUAGUUGAAACUAUAAAAUUAUUAUUUAAUGUAACUGAUAUAAAAAAUGUAUAUUUAGCUACGGAUUAUCCAUUAUUAGCUAAUUCAUCACAAUCGUCAACAUUUAGAGAUCUUACAGAAUAUCAUAAAUCAGCAAUGAAAAUAUUAAAGGAAAAUAUAAAUUUUAAUACUUGGGUAUCACUUGAUGGAUUAAAAAAACUUCGAGAAGACGGAAUGCAUGAUGAGGAAUUUUUAGGUGCAGGUUUACAAGGAAUUUUAGAUAAAUUAGUUUGUGUACAUUCAAAUUAUUUUAUUAGUGGUCCUAGCGGAUGUUCUAGAGUAUUAAGUACUUUUACUAGAACAAUUGCACAAUUGAGAGAAUCAAUGAAAAAGGGAGGAGAUGUAUCAUUACAAAAUGUAAUUUUAAGGUGGAAACCGCCUAAGAUAGAAAAAAUAAAUAGAUCUGCUAAGAGACAAAAAUUAGGAAAUCCAAUGUUUACAAACAUAUUGGAAGUGGCCCUUAGUCUCAGGAAAGCACUCCCGGAAAGUUUACGAGAUAACAUCAUGGAGGAGGAGCAGGAAGAGUCAACUUCAAUUAAUGCGAAUUUAAUCCAGCACCCUGAUGGAAAACCGCUUGCAGCAAUUAAGGAACAUAUACUAUAUGUACGGGAAUCUUAUACGGAUCUAUAUCACAUAGUUACCAAUGAGAAUUGCGACCCAUGUUCCUUAUAUCUGGCACCCGACGGCAAUUUAUUAUACUGUUUCACGGAUUCUAAUCUCUUUGUUGGAAAAUUUGAAGAAUUUUCGGAGCAACUCUAUAACUCUAAAACAUGGUACUUAGUAGAUGAUACAGUUCCCAAGGAUGUCUUAGAAAGAACAGUUGUUUCUGCAUCAUCAAAACGUAUCAAAGACAGAGGAUUUAAAGAGUUUAUUAAAAAUCUUAUGAAUAAAUUUUGCAUGCCACUAUGGUCAAUAGAAGAGUUGGAAGCUUGUCGAUUAAGUGCAUUCCCGGUGAUACCACAAGAUUUGAUGCUUGACCUUAGUGAUGAAUUGGGUGGUGUGCCAAGAUAUGUUCUUCAGAUACCAGCAUACAUUAUUUGUCAGGAAAGUCCCAAUUUCGAGGAUCAACCAUUCGUUCUCAAUAAUUGGGAUGUGAUUAAGAAAAGAUCUUUAGAAUGUGUAAAAGAAGCCCUUUCAGAAAUCAGUGAUUUCAAGUUUAUACAGUGUUUCUCUAUAAAUGCCCAGUAUGUUGAAUUCACCUUAUUCAUCAGUGGCCAGACACUUUCUACCGAGAGCAAUCCUUCUCGUGGGCCUCUGGUCAUAUUUUUGAUAAAAUUCAGAAAAUACUGGAAGAUAGUAAAUAGGCCAACUAUAAGAAAUUUUGGUGUGGUAGAUCUAAUUUUUACACUAAACUGUAUCUUUCAAGUUACUGUAUUUCAAAAACACCUUGUUAAACAAAGCGAAUUGAUCAAAAUAGUUCAUAUAUUUUAUCGUGCCAGAUGA
Molecule: messenger RNA, 2346 nt
Organism: Diversispora eburnea
Lineage: Eukaryota; Fungi; Glomeromycota; Glomeromycetes; Diversisporales; Diversisporaceae
Source: the annotation of a GenBank genome assembly